AUGCCUGCAAACAACAGCAAGGUCUGGUCAGCUCAGGAACUAUCCACUUUCCUAACUAUAACUGGCGAUAGCGCUAUUCAGAGUGAUGGAUCAGUGAGAAAUGAAAAGGGGUAUAAAGAUAUUUCUCAGUGGAUGGCAGCCGAGGGAUUUGAACGGACAUUGGUUCAGUGUAGGGUAAAGCUUAAGAGGCUAAAAGGCCAAUAUAAAAAAAUUAAGGACGCCAACAGCCGUAGUGGAAACAGUCAAAGUACUUGGAGGUGGUAUGACGCCAUGGACCCCAUUUGCGGUCACAGGCCGGCAAACCAAGGCAGGGAGGGAGGUCUGGACUCAGCAUCUGCACUUCUCAAAUACAUUAUGGAGCCCGACCGUAAGUAUUUUUUCCACUUGGCAUUCACUUUAGCUCUGCUAACAAUUUAUAAAAAUCAAUGCACAAAACCAUUGACUCUUUGCACAAAAAAACACAUUUAUUUGUACAGUAGAAGGAAACACAACACAUUUAUUUAUAAAGUGGAAUGAAAGGAAAGGGUAGGGUAGUUUGCAUCUCAUUGUUUACUAGCUCAGCAUCCCAUUGUUUACUACCUGAUGCUAAGUGCCAUUUAAGAUAGUUAACCGUUAACAUUCUCGUUGUUUGUGCAUCAAACUCGUGGUCUGUCCAUUUUCAGAUACAGUUGAGGGACUCUGCAAUGAUGCCUCAACCUGUUCCGACAUUGGUCCAUCCACGUCGUUCAGUAGCACCAAUACGAUGGCGUCAACACCAACCCAACUACGCCCAAUGCACACACUGGUAAGACAUGAUGAUCAGAGUGCAAGUUGUAAUUGUGCAUUUUUCUAAAUUUUAAUUCACAUUAAACUGUGAACUCACUCAAAGUUCAUCUGUGUAGUUUAUAUUUGUAUGAUCAAAUCCAUAAACAUAAUUGUACAUUGUCAGUAUAUACUGCUACUUUCUUCAUUGUGUUUUGAGCUUCUCUUGUAUAUAUUGUGUUUAUUGAGUUUUUUUAAAUUUGUGUUUACAUGGUUCAUAUGUGUUAUAUCUGUUUAUUUACAUAUUUACAUUAUGUUAGCUAAUAUAUAUCCACCUAGUUUUUGUACCAUUGCUAAAAAAAUUACUAUUCUGUGCGCACAGUCACAGAGGAGAUGUGGGCAGCAGAUGAAAGGCAUCAGGAAAGAAUGGAGAACCUUUCUGAGCGACGGUUUCAGGCACUGCGUCAGGAUGCCCAGGAAGUGAGAUGCCAGGAGGCAGAAAUCACACUGCAGCAGAUGGAGUAG
Messenger RNA from Pelobates cultripes (western spadefoot toad), 1266 nucleotides. NCBI's taxonomy places the organism in Eukaryota, Metazoa, Chordata, Amphibia, Anura, Pelobatidae. The record is from the annotation of a GenBank genome assembly.